AUGGAAGAAGAAGCAUCCGUCGGAUCGUGUACCGCGUGCUUCAAGUGGGGCGCCACUCAGAGAUGCUCUCGGUGUAAGAGGAAUGCGUACUGUAAUGCAGAGUGUCAAAACAGAGACUGGAAAUCACACAAGAAGACAUGCUCGAAUCCCGACCCAGGGAAACGCGCUCUCGAGACCAUCAUACGUUCAGCAGUAGACGACGCCCCGAAGCUACUCGGACUCUCUCAACUUCUCGACCCCAUCUGGAUGCUCCAACCAGGCAACCAAUACCUCCAGUCAAUAAUACGCGUCGCGUGUCUCCUCAACGGCAUCACAGAGGCAAAGAACAGUGCAGACAUCGCUGGAGUGGAUUUGCGGUUCAGCUACAUCACAGCAGAUCCCCUCAUCUACGGACAGCCGUAUACGAUCCUGCAACUUCAGACGGCAUGCCCGUUCACGGAGGAGGACAUGCCGCUUCUUGGUGCCCCGGAUACGAAGGGCACCCGCGCUUAUGCGGACGAGAUCCUACAUCGCCUGCUGGGCGUGCGCAAUGACCCAACGUGCUGCCAUAUCCCGCUCGUGUUUGGGAGCGGCCAUCCUACUGAAAGGAUGGCGAAGGCAUCGAACAUCCAGUUCUUCAUUGCUCCUGUGCAUCCUGGCGUGGCGAGGAAAGCCGUACAGGAGAUGAGGGACAGCGGGAAGAGCAAAGAUGAUUAG
Peniophora sp. CBMAI 1063 is the source of this 696-nucleotide messenger RNA. The record is from the annotation of a GenBank genome assembly. NCBI's taxonomy places the organism in Eukaryota, Fungi, Basidiomycota, Agaricomycetes, Russulales, Peniophoraceae.